GUCGAAGUGUAAACGCUAAGACGACGAACUUGACAUUGCGCUGCCCCAACGCAUCGCAAUCGAGUUUCACGCACACCCGUACCACUGCAAAGUGCGCCCGCCGCGUCCAGCAAUCGAAAUCGAGCGUUUGCGGCUGCCCGCGCGCGCGCGCGGCGCCUGAACAGUUGCCUGGAAGGGCGGCAGUGUUCGCAACGCGCGCGCGGCGCGGUCGUAACGGCGCCCGCGCACCCACACGCGACCGGGACACCCACACGCGCCACGACAACACACACUGCACCAUGGCAGCCCACAACACGCGCGCCGCGAUGACGUCGACGCGACCGCAGGCAACCCCAACGCAACCAUGGGCAAGGGCGGCGAGAUGAACACGGGCAAGGGCGACGAAUCUGGUGGGUAUGAGAACCCGAACUACCCCGUCGUCAUCGGCGAGGACGGCGUGCCGCGCAUCGGCGCCUGCGCCGUCGACCCCCUCCAGUCCUUCAAGAGUACGGAACUGCAGCUCUGGCCCAUCUUCGGGAACAAGUUGAGUUUUGCGCGGCCGCACAUGCGCGCGUUCCACUUCCAGUGGUUGUCAUUUUUUAUGGCCUUCAUGGUCUGGUUCGCCUACGCGCCGUUGUUAGUUGUGAUCCGCCAGGACCUCAACAUCGCCAAAAAGGGCAUCUGGAUGUCGAACGUGUUCAAUGUUGCCGCUUGUGUGGUUGCUAGAUUCGUCGUCGGCCCUCUGGGCGACGUCUACGGCUCGGUCAAGGUCCAGACGGCCUUGCUGGCCUUCUGCGGCAUCUGCACGUUCUUCGCGGGCUUCGUCAACUCGCUCGCCGAGUUGUGCCUCAUGCGCUUCCUCAUCGGUGUUGGGGGCGCGACCUUCGUCAUCACGCAGCUCUGGUCCAGUGAAAUGUUCGCCAAAAAUGUGGUAGGCGCGGCGAACGCCAUGACCGGCGGCUGGGGCAACUGCGGCGGCGGCAUGGCCAUCAUGAUCAUGGGCUACAUCUACGAGGGCUUCCGCGACGAGGGCAUGUCGCAGGAGAACGCCUGGCGCCGGUCCUUCUACAUCCCCGCCGUCGCCGUGAUGCUCGUCUCGGUCUGCAUGUUCUUCUUCUCGGACGAGUGCCCCUCGGGCAAGCUGAGCGACGCCCUGGCCGCGGGCAAGCGCGAGAAGGUCACCGUCAAGGAAUCGACGCGCGGCGGCUUCACUAAUUUAAACUCGUGGAUCCUCUUCGUGCAGUACGCGACGUGCUUCGGUAUUGAAUUACACAUCAACAACGGCAUGGCCAUGUACUUCAAGGACACCUAUCCGGUUUCUCUCGCGACGGCGGGCCUCAUCGCGUCGUUGUUCGGCUGGAUGAAUUUGUUCGCGCGCGGCCUCGGCGGCUACUUCUCGGACCUCGCGAACGCGAAACUCGGCAUGCAGGGCCGCAUCAUCGUGCACACGCUGUACUUGCUCGCGGAGGGCGCGAUCCUCGUCAUCUUCUCGCGCGUGGACUCGAUCGCGCACGCCAUCAUCACUUUGGUGUUAUUCUCGUGCUGCGUCCAGGCCGCGGAAGGCACGACGUUCGCGAUCGUGCCCUACGUUGCGCCCAAGGCGCUGGGCAGCGUCUCGGGCGUCGUCGGCGCGGGCGGUAAUGUGGGUGCCGUGGUCUGGGGCCUCAUGUUCAUGUUCGGCGACUCGGGCAAGACGGGCUACCGCAACUUGGGCAUCAUCAUCAUGGCCUCUGCUUUGUUGUCGGUCUUCAUCAAGAUCAAGGGCGCUGGCAGUCUCUUCGGCAACGACGACUCGACUGAGGGGGAUGAGGCGCCGGCGGCCAAGGGCGAGGAGAUCUGAAUUUCAGGUUUUGAUUGACGUUGUACAUACGCGCGCCGCCCGUACCUUACACAUGUGAGGCCCCUGGCGCGCCCCCUUGUCGGUUGGUUUGCUCGCCUGUCCCCUCCAUUCGAGCUGUUCUGUACAUAUUCGAGCCCGACCCCUGCAUAAGAAAAAUUCAAAAA
Messenger RNA from Pelagomonas calceolata, 1983 nucleotides. NCBI's taxonomy places the organism in Eukaryota, Pelagophyceae, Pelagomonadales, Pelagomonadaceae. The record is from the annotation of a GenBank genome assembly.